AACAACUGCUGAUCGAUUGGAAUUGUAAACUGCGCCAUCACUGCUAUCCCCACCAUCUCCGUCCACCUACAUCCAACCCAUUUGAUAUUCCAUUUCCAAUCUCAUAAUGUCCGCGCCAGGCUGGGGACUCCUUCCCCGCGAAGAAGAAGAAGCCCUCCACAACAUCUCCCGCCUCAUAACCAUCGAAUCCCGCCCCUUCACCCGCAUCUCCACCCGCCUAAAAACCUCGCACUUCUCCUCCCACCGCCCCAUCCAACUCGCCUCCCCACCCCCGGACGCCUCCUCCGCCGACGACCACGCAGUCGACGACCACGCCGCCAGACAAGCCGAGCAAAUCGCCGCAAUCAAAACAUGGCAGCACGACCUCAUGAACGAAAUGGAACUCCUCGACUACGCGGUCCUGCGCAUGGAACUGACGACCAAAAGCAACCAAGCCGAGCGCCAGCGCUACGCCGUCGAGAAGGAGGGCAUCACGUCCAAGCAAGCGGCUGUGCGAGCGCACAUCGAAACCUUACGCACGGAGCUCGAGGCGGCGCGCGCCACGCUGUCGACGCGCAAGGCGUGGGACGCGCUCGCGCAGGACAUCUUCACCAACAUGGCGAGCCAGAAGUCGCGCGAGGACCAGGCGGCGGCGCAUGCGAAGCUGGACGAGGAGAUUGGCGAGCUGCAGGCCGAGGUGGAGGGGUCCAAGAGGACGUGGAUGGAGAGGAGGGUGCAGUUUGGGCGCAUCGAGGACGAGGUCAAGGAGAUGUUGAGGAUGAUUAAGGAUGAGAAGGAGGAGGCGGAGAGGAAGGAGGGGAUGAUGAAGGAGGGGGAUGAGGGGGAGGAUGGGGGCCAUGGCGAGGGGACCGCGUCGAGGGGGAUGGGAAGCCAGAUUGGUACGCCGAGGUUGGAGACGGGGGCGGGGACGCCGAUGCAUGGGGAGGAGGGUUCGCAGGCGAGGGAGCAGUCGCAGUCGCAGUCGCAGUCGCAGUCGCAGUCGCAGUCGCAGUCGCAGUCGCAGUCGCAGUCUCAGACCCUACGGCUGCCGCGGGAUCGAUUGCAUUCGUUCUCACGGGGCGCGACUAGUGCUCCUUCGCCUGGUGUUUCCGCUGCUGGAGGUGACACGCCCAUGGUUGACAAGGGCGACGAUUCCUCGAUAGAGGAAGGUGAGGAACAGGAGGACGAGGAGGAGGAAGGCCUCGUGGAGACUAUGGAUGAGACUUGAUAUGGUAAUGCGUGCCGCCUAGCAGAGAUCUGGGCGGUGCCACCGAGUUUCAUUUCGAGGGUGUGACGUCUUUUUAGGGGACGUCUACGGCCUUCUCUCUGACUUUAUGCAUAGCGCGGCGUUCCGGUGUACAGUAUUGCGGUAGAUAUAUACCGGCAGGUAUUUCCUCCUAAGGCGCAAUAGUGGGCAGGUAGUGUGAGGGUUGGACAUUGAAGAAAACAACAAGCCCUUCCAUCGACUGUUCUUUUCAGGUCCAAAUGUGUGCUAAAGGUGUUUAUGGGUUGAAUUCAGCGGGCAGACUCGAGAACAAGAGUAAGAUAAAAGACUCAAAUUGGUACAUCGAAUCAAGGGACAAGUGCAAGGAACUGGCGGGUGCAACGGAC
This is a messenger RNA of Westerdykella ornata, 1590 nucleotides long. RefSeq lists its product as uncharacterized. The coding region runs from base 107 to 1207 and encodes 366 amino acids. Gene Ontology annotation, cellular component: THO complex part of transcription export complex. The record is from RefSeq and is a predicted model, not a curated record. NCBI's taxonomy places the organism in Eukaryota, Fungi, Ascomycota, Dothideomycetes, Pleosporales, Sporormiaceae. Gene Ontology annotation, biological process: mRNA processing. The transcript has 2 exons.